Messenger RNA from Paramecium sonneborni, 310 nucleotides. NCBI's taxonomy places the organism in Eukaryota, Ciliophora, Oligohymenophorea, Peniculida, Parameciidae. The record is from the annotation of a GenBank genome assembly.
AUGCAAAAUGUGUAAAAUAUGAUAUUUCCACAAUUAAAUAUUGCUAUUGGUAUCUACUCUGAUGAAACAAAUUAGAGACCAAAUGAUUAUAGAUUAAAGAAUUGGAUUUAACUAGAGAAUUUAAUGUAAAAAGAAUCAAAUGAUGUGGAUUAAGUAUGGAUAGGAAUAAUGAUGAGUAAUAAGAUAAGAUAACAGUUAUAUGUUAAUGAAUGAAAUCUUUUUUAGAAGGUAACAGCUUUGUUAUAAGAAAAUAGAUCCUAUCAAAUUACUAAAUGAAUAAUAGUAUUAAAAAUUAUGGCAAAUGCACAAU